This is a messenger RNA of Corylus avellana, 814 nucleotides long. NCBI's taxonomy places the organism in Eukaryota, Viridiplantae, Streptophyta, Magnoliopsida, Fagales, Betulaceae. The record is from RefSeq and is a predicted model, not a curated record.
AAAGGUUUAUAUAGGAAUACUUCCUUCUUCUAAUCUACAAAUUGCAGUAAAGAGAGUCUCCCAUGAUUCCAAACAAGGUAUGAAGGAAUUUGUGGCUGAGAUCGUUAGCAUGGGAAGACUGAGGCAUAGGAACUUAGUGCAGCUCCUUGGUUAUUGCCGGCGAAGUGGGGAACUCCUCUUGGUGUAUGAUUAUAUGCCCAACGGAAGCCUUGACAAGUUAUUGUAUAGCAAUGAAAAACUAAAUCUUAACUGGGUUCAACGAUUUAGAAUCAUCAGAGGAGUAGCAUCUGGCCUUCUUUACCUACAUGAAGAGUGGGAGCAGGUUGUUCUACACCGAGAUGUAAAAGCAAGCAAUGUUUUAUUGGAUGCUGAAUUAAAUGGAAGGCUAGGAGAUUUUGGGCUUGCAAGAUUACACGACCAUGGUAGCAAUUCCCAAACCACCCGCGUGGUUGGGACUGUGGGUUAUUUGGCUCCGAAGCUUUACAAAACAGGGAGGGCAACCACUUGCACUGAUGUGUUUGCUUUUGGAGCUUUCAUGCUUGAAGUGGCUUGUGGAAGGAGGCCGAUAGAGGUACCGGCCACCCAGGGACUGCCUGAAGGGGUGAUUUUGGUUGAUUUGGUCUCUCAGUGCUGGAGAAGAGGAGCUAUCCUUGAUGCUAGCGAUCCAAGAUUGGAAGGUGAUUAUAUGGUGGAAGAAAUGGAAUUGGUUUUGAAACUUGGCCUGCUUUGCUCACAUGCAAUACCCGCUGCAAGGCCUAGCAUGAAGCAAGUGAUGCAGGUUUUGGAUGGUGAUGCUGAUCUGCGGAAAUUGUAA